CUGUAGCGGUGCCGGCGCCAUGGAAGACGCUGGCUGCCGGGCGCAGUUCCUCGCCGCCGUUCAGGUUAUCCAAGGGCUCCCCCGGAGCGGCUCGUACCGACCCUCCUACGAGGAGAUGCUGCGUUUCUACAGCUACUACAAGCAGGCGACGGCGGGGCGCUGCGAGGGCCCGAGGCCCGGCUUCUGGGACCCCAUCGGCCGGUACAAGUGGGAUGCCUGGAACAGCCUGGGGAGGAUGUCCAAAGAGGAGGCAAUGGAGGCUUACGUGGUUGAGAUGAAGAAGGUGGCCCAGAAGGUCAUUGAUACAGUUCCUAUGGAUGAGACAACAGAGGAGAUGUUCAGGUACUUCGAGCCGCUCUAUGAGGUGAUCCAUGACAUGCCCCGGCCCCCUGAGGCCUUCUUCAAGAGGAAAGGGGAGCCCAGCCAGGAUGACCCAGCAAGCAGCCUGGCUGCAGAGCACCAAGAAGAUGCCUUGCCCAGAGAGCAGCAGAACGAGCAGCAUACGCCAGGAGGGGUGCUGGCUCCUGCCACCGCACUGGAGGGCACCCAGGCGACCAGUGACUCUGAGGGUGAUGUGUACUGCGAUACCGUGGAGCAGAUGGAGUCUGAGCAGGCUGGGCAGCCUCUGGUGCUCUGCCUGAACAGUGGCCAGGCUGGGCCUGAGCCCCUUACCCCCCCCGGUGCUGGGCAAGGGGAGCAGGGUGAAGGCAGAAGACUAGAGGGGAGCAGCAGCACUGGCUCCAAGAGAGGUCUCUGUCUGGCUGGGGGGAAGCAGGACACUGAGAGCACCCCUGAGCUCAGCCGGAGGCUGGUGGUGGAGCUGGAUGCCUGUGUGGCCAGCACAGUGCAAGCCCUGCAGGAUGACAUGCAGCAAGUGUUGGAGCGCCUGAGUGAGCUGGAGAUACUCACCUCCUCUCAGGGGGAUGCAGCUGGGACUGAGCCCAGACAGCUGCUUGCUUUGCAGGCACCAUCCCCGUGGCCCCUGACCGUUUCCCCACACACCCUACUCUUCCUCGUCACCUGGCCCUUCGUCACCCAGUGGCUGCUGCACCGCUGGCAGGACAGGAAGAGGUGACCAUUGUAUUCCCACUGCCAUCACUGGCCCCGAGUGGGGUGCAGGACAGCCCUGCCGGGGUGCCAGCACCCUCCCUCCUCAUCCUGCUUUGCUGAGCCAGGGAAGCACCACGCAAUCGGUAAAGGCAUCGCCUGGCACAGCCCCGGGCCGCCUGCAGGCUGGGACCCUGCCCCCGAGGGACAGCAGCCACUGUGCUCCACCAAUCCCAACUGUCACGCUCAGGGCCUCACCAGCACUGCCGGCACCGGCAUCCACAGGGAGUGGGGUGUGGGAUCAUAACGUGCCUCAGGUGGGAUCCCCCGGGAUCUCAUCAUUGCUGCACACAGACUGUCCGACUGCCUACCGGACCUUAGCCGUGGCGCUGGGUGGGCAUCAGGGGGAUGGCCCCUUACCCCGUCCCCAGAGACUGGUUCCAUGAAGUGCUUGGACAUUUGAACCUGCCUCAAUUAAAGCUGCUUGUUCAGUUCA
Messenger RNA from Neopsephotus bourkii (Bourke's parrot), 1543 nucleotides. It is a transcript of the gene ACBD4, whose product is annotated as acyl-CoA binding domain containing 4. Gene Ontology annotation, molecular function: fatty-acyl-CoA binding. Gene Ontology annotation, biological process: fatty acid metabolic process. The record is from RefSeq and is a predicted model, not a curated record. NCBI's taxonomy places the organism in Eukaryota, Metazoa, Chordata, Aves, Psittaciformes, Psittacidae. The coding region runs from base 20 to 1075 and encodes 351 amino acids. The transcript has 10 exons.